Molecule: messenger RNA, 583 nt
Organism: Pelobates cultripes (western spadefoot toad)
Lineage: Eukaryota; Metazoa; Chordata; Amphibia; Anura; Pelobatidae
Source: the annotation of a GenBank genome assembly
AUGCCUUCUCAGGCAGGGCUUGGGGGGGGCAGUCCAAUCCGGGGAGACGGAGAGAAGCUCGUUCCCGCACAGCUCAAAGUGUGGUCUAAUAAUGUGAGAGGCCUCAACACCCCGGAGAAGCGGACUCAACUAUUGCGCCAGCUGUGGGCGGAAAAGGUGUCCGUGGCGCUCCUGCAGGAGACGCACUUUCGAGGUCAGGCCUCUCCAAAGCUUGAGAAUAGACGUUUCCCACUGGGGUACUACGCCAACCACCCAGACGCUAAGAAAACGGGAGUGGCGAUUCUGUUCUCCCGCACAGUCCCGUUCCAACUUCUCGAUACUUUGACGGACUCGGAAGGGAGGUUCAUCUUUUUGAAAGGUACUAUUGCACACCACACCUACACCUUUGCAUGCAUAUAUAGCCCUAACCGCAGACAGCACACCUUCCUGUCCAAAACACUUCGCAAACUAGAAAAAUUCAGGGACGGCAUGCUGAUAUUAGCAGGGGACCUUAACGUCCCGCUGGAUCCCCGGAUGGACACAUCCAGGGGGGCCAGCACGGUCCCGGAUCACAGUAUACGCACAAUGCGGCGUGACCUGACGG